AUGGCUGACGCAAAGAAGCCAUCAACGGCAUCCUCAUUAUUGUCAACUACAAAUUCUCUGUUAUCAACAAAGAAUACAGCUCUUACCGGUAGUUCCUUAUUUCAAGGUUCGAGUCUUUUAACAGUGAAUACAACAAGUUCAUUACUAUCAGGAACAGGUACAAAUAAACAAACGAGCCUUUUCUCAUCAUCAACUUUAACAAGUGCUCCUCCUAAAUCAUCACUUACUUCAUUUUCAUUAAGUACUGCACCUAAACCAUCACUCUCCUCAUUCUCAUUAACUAGUCCCCUUCAUUCAUCAUCAUUUCUCUCCACUACGAAAUUACCUACUAGUAAUACAUUGUUUUCAUCAUUCAAUACAAAUAAUGCAUCAUCGUUAACAACUGAUACAAGUUUAAGUCGAAAACGUAAAGCUGAACCUUUAGAAUCGACUCAAGAAACUCUUAAAAAUUCUGUAUUAACAUCAACAACAAUAGAUACAAGUUCAAAUAUUAUACUUUCAAAUGAAAAUGAAUGUAAAUAUAAUAUUGAAAAUAUCAAACCACUUGAUUCAAAAUCAAUUCAUCUUGGUGUUAAUUUACAUUGUCAUGUUCCAGCACCAAAACGUCCUCGUAUGGAUCCAUUUAGUUCGAUUUUUACUCGACUUGAAAAUACAACAGAUGAUGAUUUUAAUGUUGGAAUUAAAUCAAUUAAGAAAAGUCUUUUAAAUUCACUUGCUGAUUCAUUAUUAAGUCAACCUGAUUUACGAAAAGCAACAGAUCAAAAACGAAGUGAACUUAUUCGUCUUGCUAAUUUAGUUGUUGAUCAAGAUCCAGAAUUUAUCUUAAAAGCUGCUCUUUAUACACGUAAUCAUUUAAAUAUACGUAUAACAGCUAAUUUUCUCGUUGCAUAUGCUGCAUAUACCGAUUCAUGUCGUAUAUUUUUAAAGAAAUAUUUUAAAACUAUUGUUAAUUUACCAUCAGAUUGGAUUGAAAUAGCUGAACUUUAUCAAACAUUUUUUGAUAAACGUAUACAUUUUGGUUCAUUACCAUCAGCAUUACGUCGUGUUAUGAUAAAGAAAUUUCCUGAUUUUGAUAAAUAUCAACUUGCAAAAUAUAAUAAAGAAAAAGCUCGAUUAAAAAAAGCGAAGAAAGCUAAUGCAGCUCAAGGUACAACAAGCGGUGGUACUCGAGGAAGAGGUGGUGCUUCAUCUGGACGUGGUGGUCGAGGUCGUGGGUCAUUUCGUGGAGGACGCGGUGGACGUGGAGCAAGUCGAGCAUCAUCAACCGAUUCAAAUAUGAGUACUACAACAGAUGAACCAACAUUAGAUAAAGCCGCAAGAAAAAAUAUGACAAAAAUUAAUGAAGAAGAUCGUGAAACACGACGAAUGGCGUUUACAUUAAAACGAUUAAUUCGUCAAUUACAUAUAAGUGAACCUGUUGAACAUGUUUGGUGUUUACUUGGUAAACGAUAUCCAGAAACAUCUGAACAAUUUUAUUUAUCACGUUUACCUGGUGUAUUCGAAGGUGAACGUGCAAAUAAACGUAUGAAAUUACCAACACCAGAAACGUGGGAAACACAAAUUAGUUUGAAAGGAAAUAAAGCUGCAGUUUGGCAACAAUUAAUUGAUAAUAAAAAACUUCCAUUCAUGGCUAUGUUAAGAAAUUUACGAAAUAUGAUUAAAGCUGGUAUCGAUGAAAAACAUCAUCAAUGGGUAUUAAAAAAACUUUCAGACGAAGGUGCUGUUACAUAUAGUCGACAAUUUCCAUUUCGUUUCUUUUCCGCAUAUCAAGUCUUAGAUGAACUUGAGGAAGAAUUUAAUAAUUGGUGUUCAGCAAAAGAAACAGUUGGUACAUUACCCGAUGAAAAAAAACGAUUAACAAAAGAACAAAAAGACAAAAAAUCUCGUUUAACACCGUCAGAAAAAGCAAAAAAACUAGCUUCAAAAGAAAUGCCUUAUGAUCUUGCACUUUUACAACGUUAUAGAAAAGCAUUGGAUUGUUCAGUUAAAAUCGCUACUCAACAUAAUUGUCAACCAAUUCCUGGUCGAACAUUUGUUUUUUGUAAUUUAAGUGAUGCAAUGUCACAACCAUGUCAAGCAGCUAGAGGUUUAGGUAAACCACGAACACGUGCUGAAAUCGGUCUUCUAAUGGGUUUAAUGUGUAAAUCAGCAUGUGAAUCAAGUCGAUUAAUUGUUUAUAAAACAAAAGAUAGUUUUAAUGAAAUUGAACAAACACCACAACAAACAAUACUCAAUCAAAUGACAAAAAUUUUAACAAAUACCGAAUUUCAAGCUUCAUCAUCAGACGUCUGUAUACCACCAGCAUUUCUUACGAAUAUGAUUGCUGAAAAACAAUGGUUUGAUAAUAUUAUUAUUGUUUCUGAUGGAUUGAAAUCUGAUACAGCUGAAUCUGACUUUGUUUAUCGAUUUCUUUCACUUUAUCGUUAUUUAGUUAAUUCUGAACUUAUGUUUGUUAGUAUUGAUUUGAGUAUAAGUCAAUGUUCAUUAACAAAAUCCGAUCGAUUUAAUAAUCGAAAUGAUAUAUUUCUAAGUGGUUUUUCGGAUUCAAUCUUACAAUUUAUUGCUGAACGUGGAAAUGAUGGACAAUUAUUACAUGUUGAAAAUAUUGAUAAUGCACAUAAUCUUAAUAAAAUAGCUGAUAUUAAAAAUGAUACACAAACCGAACAAUCAAACUCUCAACAAACAAAACUAUCUUCUAGAACACCUAUAACAACAUUAGUACCACGUUGGCGAACUGUACGUGUAUUUAUAUCAUCAACAUUUAAAGAUAUGCAUGCAGAACGUGAUCUUCUUACACGUUAUGUUUUUCCUGAAUUACGUCAACGAGCUAAAAGUCUUUUUGUUAAUCUCUAUCAAACAGAUCUUCGAUGGGGUAUUGCAGAAAGUCAAACAAAACAAUCAGUUUAUCUAUGUCUUAAUGAAGUUUGUCGUAGUGAUUAUUUUAUUGGUUUAAUUGGUGAACGUUAUGGUUAUGUACCUACAUCAUAUGAUGUACCAAAAGAUGAUCCACGAUUUACAUGGUUAAAAAAAGUACCACUUGGACGCAGUAUAACAGAUUUAGAAGUACAAGCUGGUGCAUUUCAUUCAUCAACAAUAAAACAAAAUCGAGCAUUUUUUUAUUUUCGUGAUCCAAAAUUUCUUCAAAAUGUUCAUAAACCAUGGUCGGAUGAUUUUCUUUCGGAAAAUGAUGAUUCAAAAAUAAAAGUCAGUCAAUUAAAACAACAUAUACGUUCAAGUGGUUUUGAAACAUUCGAUGGUUAUCCAUGUACGUGGCAAGGUGUAGCAAAUGAUCGACCACUUGUUACUGAUCUUGAUGAAUUUGCACAACGUGUUAUUGAUAAUUUAUGGACAUCAUUACAAGAAGAAUAUAAACCUGAAUAUGUCCUAUUAGAUGACAAUGAAAUUGAAGAUAAUCAACAUAAACAAUAUCGUAUAUCAUUUAUGGAACAUUUUGUUAGUCGAACUAAAGUUCUUCAAGAUACAAUUAAAUCUAUUGGUACAUCAUCCGUUAUUCUUCUUACCGGACAACAAGGUUCAGGUAAAACAGCUGCUAUUGCCGCCAUAGCAAAUAAAAUAUUAUCGAAUGUAAACACAAAUGUUAAAUUAUAUGAACAUUAUGUUGGUAUAACACGUUCAUCAUCAAAUAGUAUUUCAAUGCUUCGUCGUUUACUUUGUCAAAUAAUAAAUGAUCAUUCGGAAUUACAAAAUCAAUUUCCAAUUGAUCAAAUUCGUUCAAGUAAUUAUACAGAUCUAUGUAAAAUCUUAUCCGAUGUAUUUCUUAUGAGAAAAAAUUCAUCAAAUAUUGUUAUAUGUAUUGAUGGUAUUGAAUUACUUGAUAAUGAUACAUUAGUUCAAACAUUAAAUUUUAUACCAAAAGAUUUUAAUUUUGAUAAAAUAACAUUUAUACUUACAGCUACAGAAGAUAGUAUUGUUGAACAAGCAUGUAAAAAACUGUCGAAUUUAUUAACAAUUAAUUUAACAAAUCUUGAAUUACUCGAACGUAGUGAAAUUGUUCGUAAACAUCUUGAUCGUUUUGGUAAGAAAUUAGAUGAACAAGCAUUUUCAUCACAAAUGAAAUUUAUUACAAGUAAACGUGAUUCAUUUAAACCAUCAUAUUUAACAUUAAUAUGUGAAGAAUUAUUAUUAAUGACAGAUUAUGAAAAGAAAAUAACGGAAAAAUUAAAAUUAAUACCACAAAAACAAAAUUUAUUUUUAUUAGAAAUUUUCAAACGAUUAGAUGUAUUAUUUGGUGAAAAAUAUGUUGCAACUGUAUUUGGAUUAAUUUAUCUAGCACGUCAAGAUUUAACUGAACAAGAAUUACGUGAUUUAAUGAAUAUUUCAUUUGGAACAGUUAAAACUUUACCACCACCUGAAAAUUAUACAUAUCCAAUAACAACUACACCUUUACAAUUAGCUGAUUUUACUUAUAAUUGUCAUAUUUUGUUAAAACCACAAUUAUAUGAUGGACCACAGACAGUUUCAAUAGCAUCAAAUGAAAUUCGUCAAAUAAUUAAAACACGUUAUUUACGUUCAAAUGAUCAACAACUUCAUUUAUAUAAACUUCUUGCUUUCUAUUAUUGGUGUGAAGCAACUGGAUCGAAUUGGACAUCCAUGAAUGUUAAAGCAUUUGAACAUUUACCUUUUUAUUUAUAUACUGGUGAUGAAUUUAAAUUAUAUUCAACAAUAUUAACUGAUCUGAAAUUUAUUGCGGGUAAAUGUCGUGUUGGUCUUGUACAAUCAUUAAUUGAUGAUUAUGAAUUAAUUAAUACUACUUCAUCAAUCGCUGUAACUAAUACACACACAAGUUUAUUUAAUAGAGCAAAAAAACCAUUAGUAACAAGUACAAAAGAUCGACAAACUAGUGAAAUAAUUCUUCAACAAUAUCGUUCGUUUAUACAACGAAAUAGUCAUAUUUUAGCUGUUAAUCCAUCAUUAAUCUAUCAACAGGCAUUGAAUGAAUUAGAAACAAGUCCUGUUUUUGAUAAUAUACAACAAAUACUUUCAAAUCAACAAGAAAAUUCUAUUAAUAAUGAAAAUCAAAUAACAGCAUUUGUUCGUAUUAAUAAACCAGAAAAUAUGGAACAAAUGAAAUAUUCAAUUGAAGGUUUUACAGAACCUAUUCGAUGUUUAGCAGUAUCACCAUCAGGUCUUUAUUUAGCUGCUGGUUCUGCUGAUUGUUUAAUUCGUCUUUAUAAUACGUCAACAUCUCGUCUAUUAAAAUUAUUUGUUGGUCAUGCUGCACCUAUCAGUGCAUUAUGUUUUGUUGGUAAUGAUCAUUUAGCAAGUGGUAGUAAUGAUGGUGGUUUAUCCGUAUGGGAUGUAGCAAAUGGUCAUCGUUUACAUAUACUUACACCAAAACAUGAUAAACGAGUUUCAGAAUUAAGUUCAAAUCAACGUGGUACACAAUUUGCAUCUGUUUCAUGGGAUUCAUAUGUACGUAUAUGGGAUUUACAAAAAGCUCGAAAAGAAACAGAAAUUCAUUUACAUCCAAAACCUGUAUCAAGUGUUGCAUUUCAUCCUGAUGGUUUUAUGUUAGUAACUGGUUGUUGGGAUGGUAUUGUUCGUCAAUGGAAUGUAACUAGUGGACAACGUAAAUCAGUUAUGCGUGGACAUUUAAGUUCAAUAAAAACUGUUGCUUAUUCUGCUGAUGGUCGUUACAUAGCAUCAUGUUCAAUAGAUGGUGAAUGUCGUUUAUGGAAUGCAUUAGUUGGUAGUCAAGUUGGUGUUAUAUCAGCACGUAUUAGUUCAAUUUAUUUUUCACCUAGUGGAUCAGAAUUAGCAUCAGCCGGUAAUGACGGUCGUGUUCGAGUAUUUUCAUCAACAAUUGGUCAAUGUCAAAUGAUUAUUCAAGAACAAGCAUGGGGUGCUGUAUCAAGUAUUGUAAUUCAUCCUGAAGGAGAAUAUAUUAUUGCUGGAUAUCAUUCAGGUUCAUUAAGAAUAUUUGAUAUACAAAAUGGUACAAGUGAACAAGAAUUUCAUUAUCAUAAAGGACGUAUUAAUCGUCUUCAACUUUCUUCAUCUGGAACAACUUUAAUUUCAGCAUCUAAUGAUAGUUUCUCACGAAUAUUUGAUAUUAAAGAUUUAGGAAAACGAAAUGAUAUGCGUAUUCAAACAACAAUACUUAAAGGUCAUACAGCAGCUGUUCUUUCAUGUGCUAUGAAUAAAUUAAAUAUGAUUGCAACAGGAUCUGAAGAUGCAACAAUAUGUUUUUAUAAACCAUCGAAAUUAUUUGAACAAUCAUCACUUGAUCCAAAUGAAAUUUUAACACAGCAUCGUACACCUGUAACUGGUUUAACAUUUAAUAAUGAAACACGACAAUUAUUAUCAGCUAGUCGUGAUGGUCAAGUACAUAUAUGGAAUAUAAGUCAAUAUGCAUCAACAUCUAUGGUAACACUUACAAAUACACUUGCACAUUGUCAUGCUGAUUGGAUAAAUGAUAUUGCAUUAUCAAAUACAAAUAAUGGUUUACUUGCAACAGCAUCAAAUGAUAAUACAUUAAAAAUAUGGAAUACAAUACCAAAAAAAAUACAACAAGAUAAUGAAGAUAAUGAUACAAUGGAUAUUAUGUCUUCUAAUACAGAAGAAGCUCGUGUAACACUUCGUGGUCAUCAAGGAUCUGUUAAUACAGUUUGUUUUUCAUAUGGAUGUAUAGUAUCAGGUUCAUUAGAUAAAACUAUACGAGUAUGGUCACAUAAAGGAACAGAAAUAACAUGUUUACGUGGUCAUACAGAAAAAAUAACUUCAUGUGAUCUAUGGGUUAAAUUUAAAGGUGUAACUACAAAAACUGAAAACGAUACAGACAAUAAAUGGUCAAAUGCAGUUGAUGAACAAGAAGUUGAACUUUCACGAUCAACACAUACAAUUGAUAAAAUGCUUGUUGUUAGUGCAUCUGAAGAUAAUUCAAUACGUAUCUGGCGACCAACUGAUCCUGAACAACGUUGUGUUUAUGAUGCACAUGCUCAACCAUUAAAUGAUAUUGUUGUUAGUAAUGAAUCAAUUGUAACAUCAUCACUUGAUAAAACACUUCGUUCAUGGCAAAUUCCAACUAAUGUAUUUCAACAUAAUAAUUCAACAACAUCAGCAAUGACACCACAAAUCGUUGAACCAGAUAGUCAUUUAGAUGAAAUUACAUCAAUUGCUGUUUCUCGUGAUAAUUCACUUGUUUUUACUGUUUCACGUGAUGCAUAUUUAUUUAUUUGGUCAUUAAUAUCCGAACAAAAUGAUGAUUAUGAUAUGGAUACAAAUAUAAAUAAAACUAAAAUGUCAAAACAACCAUUUCGUAUAAUACAAUCAAUAAAAGCACAUGAUGAAACCAUACUUGGUAUGGGUUUAAUUCGUUCAGAUCAUGAAAAUCAUACACUUGUUACUGGUUCAGUUGAUAAAAAUAUUAAAAUUUGGACAAUUUCACAUAAACAAAUGCAAAAUAAAUGUUCAAUAAAACGUUUAAGAACUGAUACAACAGUAAAUGGACCUGUUUCAUUUAUUUCCGGUCAAUAUGAUAUGCCAUAUUUUGUUGUUGGUGAAAAUCAAUCAUUUGAUUCACUUACAUUCCAUCUCUAUUCAUCAACUACACUUCAACGUUUAAAAACAUAUCAAACUCAAACAUGUCAUUGGCCAUUAUCAUCAAUAUUAACAUUAAAUGAACAGAAACAUUGUAUACUAACAAUUGGUUCAACAAGUAAUGAAUUAUGUUCAUAUGAUUUAUCAUUAAUUGAUACAACAGAUAGUAAAUUAUAUGUAUCAUAUGCAUCAACAAUUGAAUAUAUAACAUCAUUUCCAUCUGAAUGGAUAACAUCAAUAGAAAAUCUUGAUGAUAAUAAAGUAUUUUACUUAGGUACAUCAAAUGGAAAUAUUUAUUCAACAACAAAUUUAUUUACUGAUAUAAAUACAUGGAAUAAAAAUCAAUUAUCAUCAAAGCAACGAUCAAUUACAGGAUUAUGUUCAAUUAAUAAUGAAUUUAUAUUUACAAGUGGUUUUGAUAAUGUCAUACGAGUACAAUAUAGAACUGAUCAUACAAAUAAUAUGAAUGAUGAUAAUGAUGAUGAACAAGAAGAAAAAAGUGAAAUUCUAGGACAAUAUCCAGUACCAGCACCAAUUACACAAAUGCGUACAUGGAAACAAAAGAAUAAUGGAACUUUUGGUGUUGUAGCCGGUGAUACAUUAGGAAAUCUUUAUUUAGUACAAUGGUAUUCGUCCUAA
Molecule: messenger RNA, 8199 nt
Organism: Adineta steineri
Lineage: Eukaryota; Metazoa; Rotifera; Eurotatoria; Adinetida; Adinetidae
Source: the annotation of a GenBank genome assembly